Messenger RNA from Nicotiana attenuata, 1338 nucleotides. Its product is annotated as GDSL esterase/lipase At2g23540. Gene Ontology annotation, molecular function: hydrolase activity, acting on ester bonds. The coding region runs from base 120 to 1250 and encodes 376 amino acids. Lineage: Eukaryota; Viridiplantae; Streptophyta; Magnoliopsida; Solanales; Solanaceae. The record is from RefSeq and is a predicted model, not a curated record. The transcript has 5 exons.
UUCUAGCAAUUGCUUCUUAUAGCCUCCUUACAUUGAUUUACUUUCUCAAGCUAUAGCUAUCUUUAAUUUCUGUGAUAGAAAUUGAAACAUUUUGUUUUGUAGCAACGUAACUCAAAGCCAUGGCCCUAACAACUUAUAACUAUGUUUUGGUCGUGCUUCUUUUGGUCAUUAAUAUUAUCGCUUUCGCAAAUUGUGCUGAUAAUAUUGAUGAUGAUUUGGGAUUUGGAGCUUCGUAUAUCUUUGGAGAUUCUUUAGUAGAUGCAGGAAAUAAUAACUAUUUACAAACCUUAUCAAAGGCUAAUAUUCCACCUAAUGGCAUAGAUUUUAAAGCUUCUGGAGGGAACCCUACUGGUCGCUACACAAAUGGAAGAACCAUAGGAGACAUUGUCGGAGAGGGACUGGGCCAACCCCAUUAUGCCACACCAUAUCUCGCUCCAAAUUGCACAGGAAGAGCUAUUUUAUACGGAGUUAACUAUGCAUCAGGAGGAGGUGGGAUUAUGAAUGGCACGGGAAGAAUAUUUGUAAACAGGCUUUCAAUGGACAUCCAAGUUGAUUAUUUCAACAUUACUAGAAAAGAGAUCAGUAAGCUAUUGGGUGAAUCAAAGGCAAGGGAUUAUAUCAUGAAAAAAUCCAUUUUCUCAAUCACAAUUGGGUCCAACGAUUUCCUCAACAAUUACCUUCUUCCUGUACUUUCUAUUGGUACAAGAAUAACGGAAUCCCCAGAUGCCUUCAUUGAUGAUCUUCUCGGUCACUUGAAGGCACAACUUACGAGAUUGUACAAACUGGAUGCAAGAAAAUUUAUAAUUGGAAACGUUGGACCAAUUGGUUGCAUCCCUUACCAAAAGACAAUUAAUCAGUUGAAGGAAAACGAAUGCGUGGAAUUAGCAAACAAGCUAGCACUUCAAUACAAUGCUAGAUUGAAAGAUAUGCUCUCUGAAAUGAACAAAAAUCUCGACGGAGCAACUUUUGUACAUGCAAAUGUUUACGAUCUUGUUAUGGAACUCAUCACCAAUUAUGACAAAUAUGGAUUUGCAACUGCGACAAAAGCUUGCUGUGGAAAUGGAGGGCAAUUUGCUGGUAUAGUUCCAUGUGGACCAACCUCUAGUAUGUGUUCAGAUCGUGACAAACAUGUAUUUUGGGAUCCUUAUCAUCCGAGUGAAGCUGCUAACCUUAUAAUUGCCAAACAAUUGCUGGAGGGUGACCCCAAAUAUAUAUCUCCCAUGAAUCUUAAACAGCUUCGAGAUCUCUAAUUUCCUUAAUUUUUCACAAAUUGUCUUGUAUUAUGUCAAAUUAUCCAUGCCUCUGUCGAAGGACUAGUCUUCCUUUUUCUUUUGUUUA